Penicillium oxalicum is the source of this 1434-nucleotide messenger RNA. RefSeq names its product FAD-binding oxidoreductase. The transcript has 3 exons. The coding region runs from base 1 to 1434 and encodes 477 amino acids. Gene Ontology annotation, molecular function: FAD binding; oxidoreductase activity. NCBI's taxonomy places the organism in Eukaryota, Fungi, Ascomycota, Eurotiomycetes, Eurotiales, Aspergillaceae. The record is from RefSeq and is a predicted model, not a curated record.
AUGGUGACUAUCUCCUCUUCCAUGAUUGACAAUCUUCGUAGUCGGCUCACGACCGCAAUCGUUCUCACCCCAGACUCGGAGGGAUAUCUGGACAGUCUCGUUCGGUGGUCCGACACGGGAAGGAAACAGGCAGGAGUUGUCGUCCAGCCCGUGGAAGUCCCAGAUGUGCAAAGCGCACUUCGGUGGGCACGGGAAUAUCAGGUGGAUAUCGCCGUGAAGGGCGGCGGCCACUCGACCGCGGGCACCAGUUCAAGUGAUGGCGGCCUAGUCAUUGACCUCUCUAGUAUGAUUCAUACCUCCGUGGACACCACCAACAAGACCAUUACGGUUCAAGGUGGUGCGACCUGGAAGGAAGUCGACGAGGCUGGUGCUGCCCACGGUCUGGCGACCGUCGGUGGGACGGUGAAUCAUACAGGGGUGGGCGGACUCACCCUGGGCGGCGGCUACGGCUGGCUCAGUGGACAGUACGGCCUUACCAUCGACAAUCUGCGAUCAGCCAAAGUGGUCCUGGCCGAUGGCAGCUUGGUGACAGCCUCGACCACGGAGAACUCCGACCUUUUCUGGGGUCUUCGUGGCGCGGGGUACAACUUUGGCGUGGUGGUGGAAUUCACUUUCCAGGCAUACGACCAGAGCCCCCUCGUGUAUUCGGGGGUUAUUGCCUUCCCGCCUGAUAAAUUGGAGAAGGUCAUCGAACUGUUGAACGGUACUCUGGCCGAUCCCGACGCCCGGUCGGGAGCGAUGUGUAUCAUCGCCCAAGCGCCGGAUGGAUCAGGCCCCAUGAUCGUGGUCAUUUGUUUCUACAACGGCACUCGCGAACAAGGACAAGCCCGAUUCGCGGGACUGGUCGCAUUGGAGCCGCUCGUCAACACCUUGGACAUGAUUCCCUACUCGGUUGUGAACACUUUACAGAACCCCCAGGCAACGUACGGCGAUCGCAAGUCAUUCAAGGGUGUCUUCUACGAGCCCCCACUUGAUCCCCGAUUCAUUCGAAAUGUCUUUGAUGAAUACGUGACCAAGGUCGAGAGUGACAAGGAUCUCAUGCCCUCUGCCAUCAUUCUUGAAUUUAUCGAUAUGCGUAAAAUCUGCGAGACACCUUUGACUGAAAGCGCCUUCGCCAGUCGCAACAUGACCCAAAAUGGCAUCCUAGUGAUGCGUUGGACCGACGCCUCGAAGGAUUUGGAACACCGAAGUUGGGCGCGCGAAGUGCAGAAGAAAUGGAAGGCCGAGUUGGAAGCCAAGAAGCGAGAGUCACUGACCGACAAUGAUGUUCCUCAGUACAUCAACUACGCCGAGCCUGGCGAUUCCAUUGUAAACAACAUCUACGGCGGGAAUCUGGCCCGUCUUCAACAGAUCAAGGCUCGAUAUGAUCCGCAAAACAUUUUCCACAAAAUGCACCCUAUCCCUCUGCCCAGCGAAGGCAGCCCAGCGAAAUGA